This is a messenger RNA of Humulus lupulus (European hop), 654 nucleotides long. RefSeq lists its product as uncharacterized. The coding region runs from base 1 to 654 and encodes 217 amino acids. Gene Ontology annotation, molecular function: zinc ion binding. Lineage: Eukaryota; Viridiplantae; Streptophyta; Magnoliopsida; Rosales; Cannabaceae. The record is from RefSeq and is a predicted model, not a curated record. The transcript has a single exon.
AUGACAAGCAAUUAUGCUGAAAGUUUCAACAAUAAGACCCGGGACGCUAGAAGCUUUCCGAUAACUACAUUCGUCGAAUUUAUUUGCUUCACACUGCAGUCCUGGUUCUGUGAUAGGAGAGAAACUAACGAGAAGACAACUACAACUCUUGCACCGACCUAUGAGAAAAAUUUGGUGGAUAUGGCUAAGAAAGCUCGAUUCUUGUUCCCUUAUGCAAUAAGGAGGCAUGAGUUCCAUGUGUUAGAUGGUGAGCUGAAUGGUGAAGUCGGCCUCCUGAAUAAGACAUGCACAUGUGGCGUGUUUCAGAUUAUUGGUAUCCCAUGUGCUCAUGCACUAUCUGGAUCCCUUAAGCGAGGGGUGAACUUUUAUUCGCUGUGUUCAGAUUACUAUAAAAUUGAGACAUGGAGGUCCUCUUACACAGAAUCUAUAUAUCCUACUGGUAACGAGGAAGAGUGGAUUGUUCCACAUGACAUUAUGACAAUAAAAGUGAGAACACUUGUGCAGAAAAACCCGGUUGGUCGUCCAAAGAAGAAACAAGGUAGGCCUAAGACGAAACGCCAUCCUUCCAAUGGAGAUAAAUUGGUUGUACAACGCAAGUGCAGCACUUGUGGAGGUCUAGGCCAUAAUAGGGAAACUUGUAAAGUUCGUGUUUGA